AUGGCUAAUGACUGCACCCUUACCCGUCUUUCCCUUCGCAUGGUUGCCGUUUUCAGCACUAGUUCGUCUACUCCUACCUUCUCGUGCACCCGCGGCAAGUGCUACACGCACCUCUUCCCACCGCGCUCCACCGUGAUGCUCGUGCUAACAGUGCUCGCGUUCAAUCUCACGGAGUUUGUCUUCUUCUGUGCCACUGACUGGACCUCACCUGCCAUUGACGGCUUCACCAGCGGGACCAAGGGGCAUGGUGUGAGAGUGCAAGGGGCAUGGUGUGAGAGUGCAUGGGACAUCACCCUCCCUUACAUAUCCCAGCCUCCCUUCCAAACUCUGCUCAGCUCACUUGUCUUCCCUCAACUAUCCAUGCAGGGGGGAGUGCUGGAUCACGGGGUGUUCACCCAGGGCAGAGGGCUGCUUCUGCGGGAUUCGGCGUUGCUCUUCAUAGCACUGCCGGUCAUAUGCCUUAUAGAGAGCGCCAACAUCACCAGCGACAUCGCCAACUUCAACAUUUUCAACAUUGCCUUUGAGCUCAUCAGUGGAUAUGGCAACGUGGGCCUUUCCUUGGGCUACACCUGUCCGCCUGAAGCUGGUCCUGACUGUGUCACUCCUCCGUAUAGCUUCUCUGAACUUCAGAAUGGCUCCUCUGCUGCAACCUCGGAUCUGCCAGGUUGCAAGGUUAAGAAGGGCCCUGUCUGGCGUUUGGAGUCCUUGGUCCAAGCUGGUUCUCGUGCUGGUGAUGCUGCUGGCCGGCACAGAGGUCUGCCUGACAACAUCGACGCUGCCAUCUCCAUCCCCAACCGCAACCAGUUCAUUCCCGAACCUGCACUGCCUGCUGCACCGCCUGCUGCAUCUCUUGUAUCUGCUGCCCCUGCUGCCACUGCUGUAGCUGUUGCACCUGGUGCUGGUGAUGGUGCUGGUGCUGGUGCUGGUGCUGGUGCUGGUGCUGGUGAUGCUGCUGGGCCGCCACAGAGGCCUGCUGAACAACAUCGAUGCUGCCAUCUCCAUCCCCAACCGCAACCAGUUCAUCCCUGA
Closterium sp. Naga37s-1 is the source of this 1029-nucleotide messenger RNA. NCBI's taxonomy places the organism in Eukaryota, Viridiplantae, Streptophyta, Zygnematophyceae, Desmidiales, Closteriaceae. The record is from the annotation of a GenBank genome assembly.